Messenger RNA from Effrenium voratum, 2028 nucleotides. Lineage: Eukaryota; Dinophyceae; Suessiales; Symbiodiniaceae. The record is from the annotation of a GenBank genome assembly.
AUGAGCCGCCGGUUCUGGCUCUACCUGCUGGGCCUGUGGCUGACCACCAGCCGCCUGCACCACGGCGCCUUCGUCGGCGGGAGGGCGGCGUCGCAGCUCGACCGCUCCUGGCGAACGGUGCGUCAGGUGAGGGAGAGGAAGAAGGUGGAACGUGGGCGCCAGACAGGUGGAGGAAGCGGGAACGCUCAAGACCAGACGGACCCCAGAGCGAUCACGCAGCGCAUCUCGCAGGCUGCAUCCGCUUCGGAGGUGCUGGGGGUAGUCAAGCGGGAGCAGCGCAACCCAAAGCUGAACCUGAUUUCGAUUUCUGCUGCCUGGGCGAAGAUUGCAAAGAUGCCGCGCAGUCUGGCAGCCGGCAUGGAUGAUGUGCAGCGUGAUCCCUUUCUAGCAGACUUUAUUCGCUUGACAGAAGAUUGGGCAAAGAAGGCCUGUGCUGAACCCAAGUUUUAUGCACGUGCAGUGGCAAACACACUUUGGGCAGUUUCAAAGUUGCAUUCCUCAAUGCCAGUGCAGCUGGCAAGUCUACAGAAGCAGCUCAGCAAUGCUGUCCAUCAGACGGCAAAUUACAUGCAGGCGCAGGCCGUUUCAAACAUCGUUUGGGCCUGUGCGAAGCUGUCAGAUUCCGGAGACGACUCUUUGCUGGCCUUGCCGCAUGCUUUAACACGCAGGAUCCAAGAAGUGCAGCAGGACAUGACUGCACAAGCCGUUGCAAACAUCAUUUGGGCCAGCGCAAAGCUGUCAGAUUCUGGAGAUGUCUCUUUGCUGGGCGUGCUGCCAGCUUUGGCUGGCAGAGUCCAAGAAGUGAAGCAGGACAUGAAUGCGCAACAUGUUGCAAAUAUCAUUUGGGCCAGCGCGAAGCUGUCAGAUUCUGGAGAUGCCUCCUUGCUGGCCUUGCUCCCUGCUUUGGCUGGCAGAGCUCAAGAAGUCAAGCAGGAAAUGAAAGCGCAGGAGGUUGCAAACAUCAUUUGGGCCAGCGCGAAGCUGUCAGAUUCUGAAGAUGCCUCCUUGCUGGCCUUGCUGCCUGCUUUAGCUGGCAGAGUUCAAGAAGUGAAGCAGGACAUGAAUGCGCAGCAUGUUGCAAACAUCGUUUGGGCCUGUGCGAAGCUGUCAGAUUCCGGAGACGACUCUUUGCUGGCCUUGCCGCAUGCUUUAACACGCAGGAUCCAAGAAGUGCAGCAGGACAUGACUGCACAAGCCGUUGCAAACAUCAUUUGGGCCAGCGCAAAGCUGUCAGAUUCUGGAGAUGUCUCUUUGCUGGGCGUGCUGCCAGCUUUGGCUGGCAGAGUCCAAGAAGUCAAGCAGGACAUGAAUGCGCAACAUGUUGCAAAUAUCAUUUGGGCCAGCGCGAAGCUGUCAGAUUCUGAAGAUGCCUCCUUGCUGGCCUUGCUCCCUGCUUUGGCUGGCAGAGCUCAAGAAGUCAAGCAGGAAAUGAAAGCGCAGGAGGUUGCAAACAUCAUUUGGGCCAGCGCGAAGCUGUCAGAUUCUGAAGAUGCCUCCUUGCUGGCCUUGCUGCCUGCUUUAGCUGGCAGAGUUCAAGAAGUGAAGCAGGAUAUGAAAGCCCAGGAGGUUGCAAACAUCAUUUGGGCCAGCGCGAAGCUGUCAGAUUCUGGAGAUCACUUUUUGCUAGCCUUGAUGCAUGCUUUAGCUGGCAGGGCCCAAGAAGUCAAGAAAUAUAUGACUGCACAAGCCGUCACAAACAUCAUUUGGGCUAGCGCGAAGCUGUCAGAUUUUGGAGAUGACUCUCUGCUGGCCUUGCUGCCUGCUUUAGCUGACAGGGCCCAACAAAUCAAGAAGGAUAUGAACGCGCAGGCCAUUGCAAGCAUCAUUUGGGCCAGCGCGAAGCUGUCAGAUUCUGGAGAUAAAUCUUUGCUGGCCUUGCUGCCGACUCUUGCUUCGAGGGCCAAGGGAGUGCGUGCCCAGAUGAAGCCGCAAGACAUUCAAAUGAUUCGGCAGCCAGCCAAGAAGCUUUUGAAUAGUUUGACGGAUACAGAUAUUUUUGAGGCUUGUCAACGCCUCAGCAAGAUUUAG